Messenger RNA from Osmia lignaria (orchard mason bee), 4960 nucleotides. It is a transcript of the gene Wdr82, whose product is annotated as WD repeat domain 82. NCBI's taxonomy places the organism in Eukaryota, Metazoa, Arthropoda, Insecta, Hymenoptera, Megachilidae. Gene Ontology annotation, cellular component: Set1C/COMPASS complex. Gene Ontology annotation, molecular function: chromatin binding; protein binding. The record is from RefSeq and is a predicted model, not a curated record.
GAUUCAGGUAAAUAAUAAUUAAGAACUUGUAUACGUCAUUUCAAAUUGAAGUUUCUUCGGAUAAAACAGUUUGCGUGAAGUCGGCGUUGUAUCGACGUCAUCGCAGAUCGAUAGCUCUACCCACGUUGGCAGAAUUUGUGCGUGCGGUGUGCGCUAGUCUGCCGACGGCGUCCGUUCGUAGGAAAGAGAGGCGACAUUGUGAAGAAGCCCUUUGUCAAAUUAAAGGAAACGCAAGUUGGUUGAGAAAGAAACGGUUAUCUACCAAGGAAAAGAAUCGUUAAGAAAUCAAAGAGUAAACAGGCUGAUAGUUCGGCAUCGUUUCGGUUUCUUUGACCUCUUGAACUCCCCGCGGGUUUUUUCUUUCCCGCGAGGUGAAUAACAGUGGUACAUAGGCCAAACCCCUGACCCCUCCUCGGAAGCUUCGCGCCUCGGCGCCUAGGCCAUAUCAAAAGGAAGGAGAAAGAAAUUGCGGAAGCGGGGAGGUUAAGAGGACGGCACGAAAGGGAGAACGCGCCGUCCAUCACCAUGAAGCUCGUUGACCACGUGGUGAGGAGCUUCAAGGUGGCCAAGGUUUUCCGUGAAAAUUCCGACCGCAUAAAUAGCAUCGACUUUUCACCGAACGGGGACACUUUGAUCUCCUGCUCGGAGGAUGACCAGAUCGUGAUAUAUGACUGUGAAAAGGGCACUCAGGUGCGUACAGUCAAUUCCAAGAAGUAUGGUGUUGAUCUAAUACAUUUUACCCAUGCAAAGAACACCGCAAUACAUAGCAGUACUAAAAUUGAUGACACAAUACGUUAUCUAAGUCUGCACGACAACAAGUAUAUCAGAUAUUUCCCAGGUCACAGCAAGAAAGUUGUAUCGUUAUGUAUCAGUCCUAUUGAAGAUACAUUUCUGUCUGGUUCUUUAGAUAAAUCAUUAAGACUAUGGGAUUUACGUUCACCAAAUUGUCACGGUGUGAUGAACGUUUCCGGACGUCCAGUUGCUGCAUACGAUCCUGAAGGUCUGAUUUUUGCUGCGGGCGUUAAUUCAGAGUUCUUAAAAUUAUACGAUUUGCGCAGUUUUGACAAAGGACCAUUUGUUACAUUUAAAUUGUCUCAAGAAAAGGAAUGUGAUUGGACAGGAUUAAAGUUCAGCAGAGAUGGUAAAACCAUUUUGAUUUCUACAAAUGGUAGCACGAUUCGUUUGAUCGAUGCAUUUCAUGGUACUCCAUUACAAACAUUUGCUGGUUACUUAAACAAUAAAGGAAUCGCAAUUGAAGCCAGUUUCAGUCCUGACUCACAGUUUGUAUUUAGUGGAUCUACAGAUGGCAGAGUGCACGUAUGGAACGCUGAAACUGGAUACAAAGUUUGCGUGCUCAAUGGAGAUCAUCCAGCACCUGUUCAGUGUAUUCAAUUUAAUCCAAAAUAUAUGAUGUUAGCUUCUGCCUGUACCAACAUGGCAUUUUGGUUACCUACCGUAGACGAAAGUGCAUAAAAUCGACGCACCAGACACUGGGCAAUGCUCGCAAGAUUUUACCUAAUUGUGUGCAAGAAGGAACUGAAAAUGAUAUCGGUUCGAGGAAGAAACAAUAACGGACAAUUCUUGGGUGUCUUACACGAGCAGAAAUUGCAUUUACAUUACGUUCAAAGUAAAGUAGCCGACGUAUGAGACGCCGGUAUUGGAAUGAACCCAAGAAGCAGAAAAAAUUGCUGCAAUAUCUAGGAGGAUCGGCCCGCUUGGCUCGUUUUCAGUAUGUCAUACAUUGUUUAUGUAUUUUUGCCAUCUUCGUUAUCUUCGUCGUCGUGUACUCUAUGGCGCGAUGAACGUGACCAUUAUAAUACCUUGUCAAUAUUUAAAGAAAUGUGAUACAACAUCAACUCUCUUUUUUAAAGUAUAAUACAAAGAUUGCUAAUAUUUGGAUACAUCAUCCUGUGUACAUAAUUCCUUCUUGUGUACCUGUAUGUAGUAUAAUGAUACAGAAUUUAUGUACUGUACACUAUAAAAAACACUGUGAGUUGUAUAUCACCGAUUAACUUUCUAGCAGUUAAUCACUUUACACAUGCAUUUCUUUACAAACUUUAUCAUCGGUCAUUUUUUAACAAAGUCCGAAACUCUGUAUGUCUUGGUUUAUUGCACCAAAAAGUUGAUGUGUAGUACGGUAACGUGAAAAAUCAUAUAUGUUUAUAUACACUUUCUCAAUGUUUCAGAAUGUUUUUGUCACAUAAUUGUAUUUUCGAAAUGAGUUUACAGCACAAAGAAAUGAGAAGCGGGAAACGAAAAACUGGUAUUUAAAAAAGAAAAAAAGAAGUACUGUAGUCGCUGAUAUCGCGCAUGGAGAAACUGUUAUAAUUAUAUUGCAUUAAUGCAUAUUAAGUAAUUGGUUUUGUUAAUUAAAUUCCGCAGUGGCCGUCCGAAAUCAGGGAUAUUUUUUGUUUUUUUUUGUUUUUUUUUGUUUUUUUUUAUUUUUAACAUGAUUAUGAACAGACUUAAAAUUCAAUGAACUGUUAUGAAGCGUAAAAGCGAUAAGUAACGUGGUUAUUUAUUAUACGCAGUAAACAUGUGAAACGUCUUACACUUUGGUCACGGCAGUAAGGUAUCUUGUGUUUCUACGACUUCCAUGCGAUAAAAUAAUAAUUCACAGAAAAUAUACUGCCAACGUUGGCACUUAUGUUGUUGUAUAUGUAUGUAUUAUUCUAAAUAUGGUAUCGUUUAUAAUCUACAUGCGUGGAACCGGCGGGCCGGAUGAGAAAAAAAAGAACAUUUGAUGAUUGUAGGAAGUGCAGUUAAAUCUAAUCAUCUCACAUAGUAGUUCGGUAAAUUUUAACUCAUCUUAUUAAGCAAACAGGUGCUUUCGAAUAGACAGGCAUCGCGUAUGUUUCAUUGAUAACAAAAAAUUCGGCAAUCUAUCUUUUUUACAUAUUACAUAUUGCAUUGUCCGUUUAGUAAUGGAUUGUCGAAAUUGUAUCAUUUGCUUAAUACUAAAUGCGUAUAAAAAAAAAAAGGCAGAUAGGAUACUACACAAUUUUGUGUAAUUCCACGCUAUGUGUUUAUGUAUAUUCUGUCUGUUCGAUUAUAUAGCCCUGCCUUCAUCAUACAUGUAUGUAUAUAUCAUUAUAUUCACAGUGUCCUUUAGAAUUUCUAGGCAUUUUCCUUAACAUACCAUAUACAAGAGUAGAUGGUUAUAAUAUUCUAUAUGAAAAAGCGUGUAUAUGCAUAACAUGUACGAUUGUGUCACAUAUUUGUUUAUUGUCUAUUAAUUCGACGACGAUGAAUGAAUGAGAGUAUGAGUGCUUUUUCUUUUGUAUAUGGAUGUGUCGCUUGUAUGUACAUUUUCGAGUUCAGCGGGCUCGUAUGCAUUAUACAUGCGCGACGGAUACGCGAGAGUUCGCCUCGUCUUGUAAAAUAGUAUUUUUCUAAAUGGCGAAACAGCGUGUGCAAAUAUCGCGAUCUAUGUUAGACAAACAAAAGGAAUGCAAUUGUUGUUAAGAAUGUUUUGCGACCUAAAAAAAUGAGGAUAAAUUAAACUCGAAGAAAACGGCGAAUUUGAUCAACUAGAUUGAAGUAAGAAGGUGGUAUCAUGGGACAUUGAAAAUUGAAAAUUCAUCUAUAAGUACCAAGAUCCAUGUAUAUAGAUUAAACACUCUAUACAUUAUACUGCCAACUACAAUUCAGAGUAAUACAAACUUCUGUAAACAUGCAAAACUUUGUGUUCCCAUAAGGAUAAAAACUUGUACAUAUACGCUGACAAGUUAGUGAGAUGGAAUUUUUAUCCGAUCGAUAACGGAAGUCGGUCAUCGAUCGAUCAUAUCCGUCGAGUGGUAAGGAUUCUACUCAAAAUUUGUUUGCACAUUUCAAAUAUCAAUCAGGGGCGUAAAUUACUGAUAAUUUGCUUGUUAUCGAGUUGAUUAAAACACCUGCCGUUUUCUCUGCGAAGAAGUAAAAGAAAAAUUUCCGACUUUUUUUUUUUUUUUCAAAUCAUCAGUCUUUAUUGACUACUUGUAUAUUUUAUAUUCCGUCGUCUAUAGUGAAGGUGUUAUAGAAAAUAAAGAAAAAAUGUUAAACGUUUCUCAACGUUCGUUUAUCUUGUAAUGAAUACAAUCGUUUAAAACGAAAGAUAAAUAGUUCCUCUUUCUAAACUAUGCAACAUCUUCAUUUACGCCCCUGUCUCGAUCGUUGAUACGUACGGCUACUUAACAUGGGGAUUUAGAAUUGAUUUAUGAUUAGAUGUCUUAAAUAAUUGAUUAUAUUUCAUAGAUGAUUAUGAAAAUAUGUUUAGAUAAUUAAUUAUUUAUUACUGAUAUAAUUCACAUUUAUGUUUCCCCGUGACGUUACUAAGUUCCUACGUUAAGUUUUCGUACCGAAUUAUCGUCGAGUAUUUGUAGGCGAAACGUAUUCACGUUCAGUACUACUUUUUAAGUAAAUUUCAAAUCUUUCUGCGCAAGAUAAAAAUCAAUUCGUAACAAUAUAACAUGUGUAGUUGCUUAGAGAACUAGGACCAUACGAAAAACCAAAAGUUAUCGUUCAAUUUAGAAUGAUUUAGAGUACACAUACUUUUAACGUUAUAUUUUAUCAAUAAACGUUCUAAUUUAUAAACAUAAUUAAAAUCGUUAGGUUUUCCUCAUUUUUCUUUGUAAGUUAUACAAUUAUGUUUAUGAUUUUGCAAACACAUCUGUGUUCUAGUUCGCUAAGUCGAAAUGAUCAUAACGCAGUGGAAAAAAUAAUGUCUUCUUCUAUUAACGAUUAAAUGUAACAACAUAUCAACAUAUUCAUUAGGAAACAUUUGUUGAAUGAAAUUUUAUUUAUGUAUAUUCCUUAAGAAAAAAAAAAGAUGCGUUUAAAUGAUCCCUAACGGUAAUGUAAUCAAUUGAAUUACUUGUUGCGCAGAUUAAAUUUUUAUUUUCCUCUAAAAGUACUAAUAGGGCGCAUGAGAUUUUACUAAAAGAAAAAGAUUCUAAUAAAACACUUUUUUUGUACGUUAAAA